Messenger RNA from Spirometra erinaceieuropaei, 11194 nucleotides. The record is from the annotation of a GenBank genome assembly. NCBI's taxonomy places the organism in Eukaryota, Metazoa, Platyhelminthes, Cestoda, Diphyllobothriidea, Diphyllobothriidae.
AUGUAUUGCAUUAUUAGUGAUAUUAUUGGAGAAUUUAACAUCACAACACGUCAGCUGUUAUCCAGUCAGCCCGAAGGCAUUAACUUUGAGGUACGUUUUUUUCUUUGAAAUCCUCAUCUCUGAUGUAUCGCUCCGUUGAUCUUUAUGCUAUUUAAUAUUAUUGAGAACAUUUCGUGCCAUGUCAGUUUCUCAAAAACCGACCGUUUACUAGAUUACGUUUAUCAUGUGCUUCUGUCGUUUACUCCAAAUAUACUGACUGAUGUACCAGAUAUUUAUCAGAAAUGACAUUUGGUGUCCUCUCUCAGAAUAACUUUAAGCAAGAUUUGUAUGCUUGAAAUAUUUUGUUGAGAGUUUACUGCAUGUUCUCGACUAUCUUAUAAUACAACGAGCAGUUAGACCGCUUUGUAACCACUGUUUUGAUUUUUUUAAAAAGCUUAUAAAUCGAGCCAAGUGCAAACGAAAAAAGUUCUACAAUAACUCCGGAAUAGUAAGUUUUACCACAGAAAAUUUGCGCAUUUUUGCAAACAUUUUUAUCUUUCGAUUUAUGCCAAAAUUGUCGCAAAUAGGUUUGACACAUCACAUCCUAAUAGGAGGUUACCAAGUAGCAACCGUCUGUUAAUUCACUUUAACCUUUUAAAUCACCGUAUUUAUGGAGUCAAUCAUACUUAAGUACAUUUCUACGCAAGUGUCGCUUGGUGGUGGUAAUAAAGAUAAUCCCUUUUAAAAUGUUCUUUUAUUUGAACCGGCAUGUUUAUUGUAUUGCUCAGAAAAAUUUAAAUCUAGGAACUUAGACCAAACGUAAUAACAUGCGAAGUGUUUUAUGCACUCAUAUUCUAAAAACAUUUUUUUUCUGAAUGCCUUUUGAAAAAUAAUUUCGCGCAUCCGCAAGCUGAUGUGAUCAAAAGCAUCCGUUGACCACUGCCACAAUGCUUUAAAGCUCGAGAAGGAGAUAUAUUUUAAAACCUACUGUAUAAUAAUUCUAAAAAGCUAUUUACCUGUUGUAGACAGAGUGAACGGCAUAAAAAUGCAUACGUUAAUGCCGGUGUUGAUGACAUCAAAAACAUUUUAUAAACUAAGUGCAAAAAGUUAUGGCAUUAUCAAAUAUUUGCACAAUUAACUUAAAAAUUUUCACGAAUUUUCAUUUCCUAACAAUUUAACACAUUCUUCACUUUACCAAAUUAGCAUUAACUAAAUCCAAAUUUCCAUGUGAUAUUUUGGCUGAAAGCAAAUUGGUCAAUGCGUUGGUGUAACAGUAUGUGUAAAUGCGCUCCAAUUUUUGUUUUAGGUAAACGUUCGGCUCAACAUUUCAACCAGCACAUGUUCAUUUUUAGAUUAUAUUCUAAGUGGGUAAGGCUGUGAUGAACAUUUGAACAUCCAAUUCAUAAAACUUUCUGGUCUUCAUUUAAACACAAUGCUUCACUUCUAAUUGAGAUUUAGCUAGCUUUUUGACAAAAAUUUAUCGUCAUUAUCGCAUUUUACUCUUUUUAUUACGCAACAGUUUUUGUUUUGACGGUUUUAUGGUCUAUAAGUUUGUUAUUUUAUAUGAUAAUAUUAUGCGGUAUUUUGUCAUUAAUCCUAUUUUCUAUAAUAAUUAACUCUAGAAGCGCUCAAAACAUUCAAAUAAGCAUCUAAAUUUUGCAAGGCCUUUAAAGUACAUUUACUAUACUGAAUAAAACAUUUACCAAAUAGAGACUUAGGCCGAGCCAAAACAUGUAUUUUUACACGGACUAAAACAGUAACAAAGUAAAAUAACUUAUUCAGUAUUAUGAACGGUGGAGUAUUUGUAAAACAUUAUGUCUGUUUAGCACUAGCAUCAACGUUGUCGUUGGAGUGGACCUUUCCUCCCACGUGCCUCCCACAGGCCACAAUGCACAUUUGUUUUCAGACGCAUUGGCGGCGGCUAAGUCCGCUGUUACGUGCAGCGAGUACGCCAUCGCAAUUCAAGCCGUGAUUGAAAUUCUUCAAGAAUAUGACAGGUGCAGUUUUCGAUAUUCUCAAAAAGGACCUAUUAUGUUAAUUACCUCAUAGGCGGUUAUAAUGAAAAUAUCUAUCCUACUUUUGAAAAAGCGGUCUUUUUUAUUUACCGACUGGUCUAUAUGUCCUCAGUAAUCAUUCAGUUAAAAUUGAAAUACGACUCAAAAACAGCACAAGUGGAAGCUGUUUUUGUGCCGCUGGCAAUUAAUUCAAAUUAUCCUGCUAAAAAGAGGUAGCUUUAGAGUCAUGCCUACUUUACCAUUCAUAUCCGUUAGAGGCGGGUUUGUAAAUUUUGUUCGUUGAAGUCGGUGACGAAGCUGAUUGUUCACCCCAAAUAGGUCUACAUAGAGAGGGUAACAAUGCCAACAUAGCACCCCCUACAGAGUUCUUCUGAGUUCUACAGAGUUGCUAUCUAACAACUGCACACUAUGUGUUAUUAUUUAGGACGCAUGUUCACCUGUAAAGUAAUGCGACCCGCAUAUUUUCAUAGGUUUAGAAACCGAGUGCUUGAACUUUUCGCAUUUCGUUUUAAUUGUGAUUUUUUAUUUUUCGCUUACAAAAAAUACUCUUUAAGCACACUGGAGCGUUUGCUUGGUAGGAAUCAAGAUUUUCCCUAUUUCCUGCUUCGUAAAUGCUGCAUAAGUGCUGGUUACUUGCAGUUGACUAAACACAUGCAAAACCAUUCAAGACAAGUACUCUGUCCGAAUGCAUUAUGAGUACACGCUAUUUUGUGAUUCCUAAUCACCUAUUUCAUCUCUCUACUACAUCCUCUUCAGUGAUGAAUUAUUUCCCGCCUAUGGAUUUGGAAUCCGUGCGGCUCCUGAGGGGAAAAUCACGCACACAUUCCCAUUAGUAAGUCCAACAGAGCACUGCAAUUUAUGUCCUUGGCAUAAUAUUAAUGUGUUUUGCACUCCCUGAAUAUCAAGUAAACAAAAUAUUGAAAAAAUGUGAAUAAUGUUUUGCCAUGAAUCAUGGAAGUGGCUCUAAACAAACGCGCCCUUGCGUAACCGAGAAAGCAUAGACGCAUUACUGUGAGUGAGACAAAUUUUUUGGACAAAGCACGAUUUUUUGAUAUUUCGCUUGCCAAGAUGAACUUUCGCGUAUUUACCACACAUGCAAGAUGUGUUAAAUCUGUCAUGCAUUCGGGUUUUAUCACUAUUUAUAUUUGGUAGUGGAAAGAAACAUGCUGCAGUUACUUAGCAGGAGUCAAACGAAAUGUCCCCUACAUGUUUGAAGCCCACCCUAGGAGCCAUGUCUCAGGGAUCUUCAAUUAUUUCGAUUAAUGGGUUCUAAAAUCACUACUUUGGCAGACAUAAUUCGUCACUUCCGCACUUCGGAUCGAUUAACUUCCAUGUCGCUUGCGACAUUUAGAUGCUAACUGAUUUUGUAUUCAGGGUGCGUUUUUAUCCAACUUCUUUCAUCAGAAUAUAAAUAUACCGUGCUUCUGUUAUUAAGUAUGAAAUUGACUGGAGGCACUGAGUUUCGUCCAUACUGCUGUUGCUCUCUCCAGCAAAACCAAAAUAACGCUUAUUUAAAUGUCAUUAUCAGCCGUGGAUACCACUCUCACUGUACAGUUAGUGGCCUAACUCAUUAAAUGUGUCGAAAUUUACGAAUGAAUAACAAUCACUCGCAAACCGACACCAUUUCAUGAGUCCGACUUCUAUGUUAAUUCACUACAAGUUUAAAAGAAUUAAAAACAUAAAAGAAUUGUUAAAGGCACUGUUGCGUUAUUUAAAUAAACCGAUUUAUUUUAAAAAGCGCAAUAUUCCGAAAACGUCAGUUAAGUAAAGUUCCUUUUUAGAUGUAUAGAAUGUAGUCUCAUAGCAAACGUAGUAAAUAUGAAAUCAGACAUAAAAUAACGUCUAAUAACAGUGGUAUAAUAAAGUUUAUAUCUAAAUCUCGUCUAAUAAGUAGUGAGAUUUCAUAUAUGAUAGUAUGUCAGCUGUCUACAUUGUGAGAAUAGAUUCCAAACCAGUUUUCCAGUGAGUCCUCUUGUUUUUAUUUCUUGGAAGUAAAUUAGAUGGAGUUCAACAAGAGAAGCUGGAUUUUGCUUGAGUUUACGAUGGGAACGUCGUAGGAUCAAAAGUUUUCAUAAGGUUACAUGCCAUGAGGCCGGUUAGUGCCUACUUAAUUUAAAUAGAACUAACAAGCGUGGUCGUAAGCAUACCAUUUUGUUUAAAAGAAGACGGAGGUACGAUCACUGGGACGGUAGAUUUAUUUGCCUGAGCUUUCGAACUCGAACAGUUCGAGUUCGAAAGCUCAGGCAAAUAAAUCUACCGUCUCAGCGAUCGUACCUCCGUCUUCAUUUAAACAAGAACCUGGGAUGCGCAUAUUCUCUUCCAUACCAUUUUGUGUUUAUAGAAAGAACUGUUCUUCCGAGAAACUUCUCGUUUGUUUUGGAUUAUGUUAAGUUUCAUGCCGGCCUUGAAAUGUUGCUGAAUACUUCAUGAUUUUCAGUGUUUUCGCCCGAUCGUCCGUAAAGAGAGAUUCUGAAUUAUCUGUCUGUUGAGAACUAUAAAAUAAAAUUACUCUUGAAGACAUUUACCAAAUUAGUGAGUGUUCGGGCUCUCCUUUUCACAAAGACGGUCGUACUGGCCACAUGUGAAGACUCGUUCAAACAUCAAACUGCCCUUUCGAGAAAGAUGUCUGUCGACAACGAAAGUCAGCAAAGAAUGUGCCUUUUAUCAAUAAAAAAAAUUUCCAUCAUAAUUUACCUGCUAUGACCCGGAAGGAAGGUAGUACAGGAAGAGAGCCGGUUCGGAGGACAAGCACUUUAUUGGAACUUGUGGACAGGAGGGGGUUACAACUCGUCAGAAAGGUGUGCUGUUUAUAUUGGUCCCCGUGCGUUCUGGAACAUUCCGUCCAAUGACGUGCCAGCCGUUGAGGGCGCUCUAGAAUGUUCCUGCCCCGGGCGUGCUGGUCGCUGAUUGGCCACUGCGUGCGCGAUAGCCCCCCGCGGAAAUGCCUGGAUUGUUCGACCAGCCAUUGAGCCGCACACGUGAGCAAAGCCACCACGCUCGCUCGGCGCUGCAGUGCGCGCCGGUCGGUCGUCUAACUUCACGCGUGACUCACGUCGCCGGCUUGGUCCCCUGUUUAGCGCCUUAGGCCGUUGCUCUACGCCGUUUUCACUCUCCAUAGCAUUACCUCCUCAAGAAGUGCUUGAUUACUGCACUCCGUUGACGGAUCUCUGUGUACUUUGCAUUUUUGCACGGCGAGGCCAAGUAUAAAUUUGACACUUUUGACGGUUCCUUUCGCGUCCCUAAGCAAUACUUAUAUUUUUCUACCGUAAACUUAAGAGCGUCCAUUUCUCUAUGCAUUGAGGCCAUUCCCACUGUUUUUGCUCGCUUUUAGGCUCAGUUCUUCGAUUAUAUAUGCACGGCAGGGCGGCCAUAUAAAUACCCAUAUUUUGCUGAGGCUAUAAAUGUUUUGCUCGUUCUAUUUCUGAAUGAGAUAUGCACAGAAGCUAAACUACACGACAAGUAGUGUUUCAUAUGUUCAGACCUGGAAAUGACUAUUCGGCGGUGGUCAUCUAUGUAACAUCAGGUAGAAUUUUUCAAACGACAAAAAAAUUCCAUCCCACUUAAACGAACGAAUCCCUAUCUGCGCUAUUACUGCACUUUAGGGCACCAAAUCGCACAGAUCUGUUGAUUUGACAUUUAGAAAUUGACAAAACCUCUGGUUUUCUUAAAACAACCUUUGUGUUAUCAGGUUGAUCAACAUGGUUAGCAUCGGACUUAAAACUAAAUUUCAAGAUCGGCUAAAUCUAUUUAUGAAAACUCUCGCGGGUAAAUUACUAUCCUAUCAAUGAAAAAGUCGCUGCGAUGCGUAACCGGGGUCUAAGACCUGUAUUAGCAUAGGAAAUGGUACGAAUAUAUUUCAACCUCUAUUGUCGCUCAAAUUUGCUGAUACUUUACUUAAUAUAAUUACUUAAACACAAUUUCUGCACAAGAAAAGGGGAUUUUAUUGAAGGAAGUGGAUGAGCGAACAAAAUGCUCAACGUUAAAGUCGUCCAGAAAUCCUUUCCUCAGUUUCCGUUUUCAGAUUUCAUGAGAUAGGUCACGUACUGUACUUAACAUCGAAUAAUGAUGCUAAUUACUUAUGAGCAUGCUAAAUACUUAAGUGAUUGGUUUGAACAUUCAUUUUAACAGUAGCGAAUGGACUCAUUAAGACCCAUCACGAAGGCGGUCAGAUUUUAGCGUCUAUGUUUGGCAGCUCCAUAUAUUUCAGCAUCUUUCGGAAGGCGCUUCCAAAAACCAGCACCACCGCGAACUUUCUAAUUUAAAAAAUGGUCAUAAACACAAGCGACUCCUAAGUAAACUUACUUCUGACGUUAAUAUACGCUAGUUAUUAUAAUUAAACAAAAAUUGGUCACAGCUGAACUAACUGAAAUACUCAGUUGGACAAUUUUAUUUUCUUUUAAAACGCCAUUAGCAUAGAGUAAUGUUUAAAAUGUUAUAUCGCUUACCGACCUCUACUGGCAAUUAGGUCUUGAUUUGUCGGCGUAUUUUAUGUAAAUUUCGUCUUUUUCAAUUAAAGGCUGAGAUAAAAACCAGGGUGUUUUCCUCUGUCGAUGGGUAUACAUUUUCAUAUCUCAGCAGUUACGACCAUCAUUAUCAUAUAUGCAACUCAUCUUUAGAGUUCACGACCUACCUUAUGAUAUGCAAUUAACUCUUUUGAUAAAGUCCUUGUGGCGAUGAGCCGCUCUCAAAAUCUGGACUGUUUUAUGACUUUAACAUAAUAGCAUCGCCCAAAAGGGAGACAUAUCCAGAUUUGUUAACUAUUUAUCAGUUAGGGAUUAAUUUUCUAACGAAAAAUAAAAGCAGUGAUGCGUUGUGGAUGGGGUUAUUGAACCGAAUAAUAGGAAAACAUAAGGCAAGCAGGUAUAUAAGUCGAAUUAGUUAAGGAAAACACAAACAGUUUCAACAUUCCUGAACUCUACUGAAUGUAACUGCGCAUGUGGUAUACCGAGAUGUCUGAGGCAAACACGGCUAGACCGCUCAUUACGGAACACAAAACCAAGUGUAUUUUCAAAGUUAUCGAUUCUUUUUUACCUUUCACUUAUUCAUUCUGAUACCUGGAAUGUUGGUCAAAAGAAAAGAAGCUGAGGCCAUUAAUUGGAAAUACAAUUUUUUAGAGACCUCAAGCGAAUAGGACGGGUAUAGUUAAAAUUUCGAUUUCCUCCCUAUGGGUGCUUAAGCCUAUGCGCUAUUUUGGGCGUUAUAAAAGGGCGUUAUCUCCUAAAUUUGUGACGUUUGUCCGGGUUUAGUAGAUGUUUUCUGCAGAAUAUGUUUUAUACACCAAAGAUGGAAAUUUUACUGUUGAUAAGGUAUGAAAUUACUCACUGCACAGGCCGCUAUUUGCGUUUGAUAUCCAUUCGAGCCUUCAGUAGUCGACGUUCUUUUAAGUUUCUUAUUGGUUCCUUGAAGUCAGGUUAUCGUUACUAUUUCACAUGACUGGUCCAACCGCCUCUGAAGACUAAGUAAAUAAUAAGACAUUAUCGCAUAGGUGAGAUUUUGUCGGACAGCCUAAUUUUUGACAAAUGUAAAAUGAUCAUUAAACGUAAAACUGCAUGUAUAGUUCUACUAAUCAGACGGAUUUUGGUCAAACUAACUUUUGUGAUACGUCACAUGCUUUGUGUAGAGUACUCUUUAGGGUAGACACUGGUUUUUAGUAAAAUUUAAAGGAAAAUUAUACCCUGAACAAACUGUAGUUGUUAAGGCAUAAUUUAUGUUUAUCCUUCACACAGCGGUUAAAAAUUAUAUGUGACUAAAGAAUUGUAUUUUAGACAGGUGACCCAAACAAUCCAAGUUGCAAAGGCGUCGCAGGUGUUUUGGCCGCAUAUAACCGCGUCGCUUCUGAUGUUCGAGGAACGGCUCCACCAAACUUUUCACCUCUGAUUAAACUAGUAAACGAGUAAGUAACCAUAUGUGCGCUUUUUCUCCGUCCUAGGUUCCUCUUAAUGCUUCAAUGAUUAGUCUGUAUUCUAAAAUAAUUUCAGUAAUGUUUAUCCUAUCUUUUGAUAGCUCUUUCGGGACGACUUUCUGUUUUCGUCCUACUUGUAGUAAAUUUUUUCGCAAAAUGAAAAAACGUCCGUUUUAUUUAAAAAUUUAUAAAACAUCGUGUUUCUAUUGUUGGUAACAAUUUACAUCUACGAGGGUUUCUCUGAAAAUGCGAUUUUUUUGCAUGCAAGCCUAGGAGGUUUAAACGACGUACAUAAAAUAACCCUAAUUUUGCGUUUGUUGGAGUAUCUAACCGUGGUGUCUAGGGAAUGCGGCAGCUCAUCUCUACUCUGGAGCUCAAAACAAAUAUUGUUUGCACAAAAAUACUAUGCUGAUGUUUGCUAAAGGAUAUCAAAUUGGUCGUUUUCACUGCGUCUGAGUUUAGUAGGUAAUUGAAAAGGUAUUGGCUGUCAGUUUAUCUAAGAUAUACUGUUGUUUUAAAAAACUAUUUUUAAACUAAAGUCAACAUUGUGUCUAACGUAGGUAUAUUUGGUAAUAUUCGAUGCUUCCCUUUUACGCAGUCCACUUUUCUGUAAGCUUUAUGCGAGGUGUAAAAAAUGAAAUUCAAACUGUAGAGGAGUUUGCUUUUGUAUUCCAUGUACAUCCAUAGUUUUGAACUCUGUAUAAGUCUGCCUACACACAGAGAAUCAUGAAGUACAGCGAGGGGCACCUGUCUUGUGGCUUAUGUGUUAACCUGUCUAAAUCCAUGUAUAUUGUCACUGAUAGUACUCAGAUUUCUAAAACUUAAGAAAGUUUGAGUGAAGGCUAUUAAAUUAAUCUACGGUUUUCUAGUAUAUUAGGCAUUUUCGACAUACAUCUGCACCAAUAUCUUUGGCGUUUCUAAAUUUGACAAAAAAGGUCUAGCAGUCAUGGAGAACAGGAACUGGUUCGAAGAACGUAUGCGGCGAAGAAACCAUUUACGAUCUUCUUAAAUGAAACGUAACCUAACACCUUAUGCAAAAUUGUAUGCUCAAAUAUCAUAAAUUACGAAAAUUCAGGCUCGAGCACAUUUGCUCUAGUUUGAUUUCCAAGGCAUUCUCAGCUUUCCAGUUGGCAACAAAAAAAACGUCAUAUUUUCACUUAAAAGUUCAGAUGUAAACAUAUUCCUGGCUGGAAAAUUGUUGUUUCAUACAGCGAAUAAAAAUGUGUCAACAAAUUUUAAGAUUAGCUAGUAUAACCCGAAACAGUGCUUUUAAAUAAUUAAUAGGAAGAUACAAGUAUACUGCUACUAAUGAGCAAUAGCAUAAAGUUAGGAUAGCGAGGACUAAUUGAGCGCCGAAGGUAUUUGCCUAUUUUGCAGAACCUUUAAACCCGUAAGAGUCCGUUGUCAGAGAUGUCAGCAGCACCAGAACAAAUGGUAAUAAAAGGUGGUAAAAGUUUAUCAACGAUGUCUGUCGCAGAUAUAGUGAAGAUUACGAAGAGCUUUGAAUAUAAGUGCUAAAUCGAUGCUUCGAUUGGUUGUGCUCUCAUGCGGGGCCACCCUUUAAUAAAUUUUCGGCUCGUCUUUCUCCCGGUGUAAGCAGUUAUUUUUGUAUCUGCAAAACUGAACUUGUGACUUAGCCACAUUAAACAGCCGUUUAUAAUCACUUGCCCCUCCCCCUCAAGAGUAUAGACAACUUUUGUCCGUUCAUGUGUGAUCCGAGCAUGUACAUAGUUCAAAUUACGUAAUUACAAGGUCUUUUUAGAUACGGGAUACGAUACACUAGCCUAAGCUUCCUUCUGGUAUUCAAUCGGUGCUUGAUUUCCGUGCGCCUGCUCGGCAUGUUAGCUUAAAGCCAUUGUAAAAUUCCAACACUUAGUCCAACAGCAAUGCGCUGGGCCGCCUCCGAAUUGCCUUUAAUGUAACACAGAGCAUACUGCAUCCUUCUUGGUGUAUGUCUUAUAAUUCUUCGGGCCAAGCAUGUACGUAUCGGAUUAUAAACGCCUUCGAAUGUCCAUGUUAAAAAAAUUGGUUGCAGACUUUUCGGGUCUCUUGCGUUUUUCUUUCAAAUACCUGCAGUGAGUUCGUGCAGGUUUGGAGAGUGUCCUCACACAGACUAGCUUGUGAGCCACCGAAUGGCUGUUUUUAAAAAGAUACAUUUUGAUGUUCUCUGACCGGAUGUAAACUGCUGUUUAAUUUUACCGCUAAGUCUUCGUCCCACGGGCAUGUCAUCGAUAUUUGAUGUUUCUUUUCUUAUUUUCCCAUUUAUCGUAUAUCGGUGAGGAUUAGACUAAGAAGGUUAUGGAAACGUGUCGUCGACGUACAGGGACGAAAGUCCGAUCCAUGCUGUACAAGGUCGGUCGUUUUUAACUCUGAUGUGACCAGUUUAAUAAAUAGAUCAGAGUCCAGGAAGGUCAUUUGAAUUCACUUAAUCUGCGUGUGGGUUUCGCAAGCACACUUAAAGUAAUAUUUUUGGAAAAUUUAAGCAGCUUCGUUAGACGCUUAAUUUCUAGUGUUCUCUGAUUUUCCUCCUAUGCCGCUCCAAACUCUAUGCGCAAGGCCUUGUGCAUCAAAGAGAUAGGCGUGAAUAAUAAUAUCGCACCAAAACAAUACCUGGUAUCGUCCGACUAGGACCUCUAACCCUCGAGGUCUAAAAGGAAUCGCGAAACUAAUAUGAAUAACGUAGUUAAAUUGCACAAGAACGGAUUCAGUUUUGGAUACACACCAUAUUUUGAGGAGGACCGCCUCUCAUAACAACAGCUACUCGCCGUAGAAUGUUUGAUUUGUUAAUCCUAAGCUGAUACUAGAAUCGAGUCCGUUUAUACUCUUUCAAAAUCCAAUAUUUAUAACCCGAACUUAAGACUGAGUCUCCCGAUAUUAAUGAGGGGUGGUGCGUUUAUAGCCACCCAAUGCAACUUUAAAUAUAUAGCCGCUGCUAUUAUCAUUUUGCACUAUUUUAAAUCUACCAAAUGAUUGAAAAAAUGCUUUUACACCAGACAAAACGUAUCAGCUGUACCUUUGCAUAUUAAAUUGAACUUUAUAUUUUCCAAUCGAAGUUAGACAAAGACAUAUUUAUCGCUACAACGAACGUUUUUACCCGCCGAGUAUCGUGGGUUUAGAUUUGGUUUUUUAAGCUUUUGCUUACAAUUUAUCCCCUCUGCAAAAUUUUAGCAUGGCUCGAGGCUCCCAUGGCAGCUCUAAAUACUUUGUCCUCCUUAUCCUUACGACCGGACUUGUUGAUGAUUGGGUGGAAACAAGAAGGGCAGUAAUAGAGGUAUCUACCGCCAGUUUUAUGACCUGA